CACAAGGCCUGCGGCUGGAUCACUCUUCCAUAAAGUACCUAGCAUCAACAGCAACCAACAUCCAACGCGCUAUUGAUAAGGACCGCAUGUGCAGCCACACUAGGCCCCGUUGCUUCGCGCCACGGGUUCUGGUCAGACUGCUCUUCUUUGCAAUUACAGCUCAGCGCACCUACUUUCCGUCGCCAAUUCUGCAUUGGAGCUCCGAUCGCCGCACUAUCCCACUUGGCGUGCCAUGUCUUCACUCUGGGCGCAAUUUUGGGCAGCCAGGCUCCCUCCCGCAGACCCUGUCCAUCUUUCGUAUAAGGAUAAGGCCGUUCUAGUUACAGGUGCAAACUCUGGCUUGGGCCAUGAAGCAGCUGUGAAAUACGCUGCCUUGGGCGCUGACCCUCUUAUACUUGUUGUGCGAACUAUAGCAAAGGGUGAACAGGCGCAGGCGGACAUCAUUCGUCGUACGAAAUGUUCUCCCGAGAUUUUUAUUAUUGAGACCGUGGACUUCACCGAACUCGCAUCAGUCAAAGCCCUCGGUGAUCGCCUGGCGUCACACCGUGACCCUCGAGUGCAACAGCUCCACGUUGCCCAGCUUGCUGCAGGUGUUGCCCAAUGGCAGUAUGAAAAGAGCUCUGAGGGCUAUGAGGUGACAUUGGCAGUGAACGUGCUCUCUCAGGCACUCCUCGCCAUUCUUCUACAACCGAUGAUGCGGAUGGCUGCAACUACAGCCUCUCCUGAUGGGUUCAUGCCUCACCUGUCCUUCUUGCACAGUAUCGCCGGGUUUGAGGUGACGGCAGACUGGUUUCCAGCUGGCAACACGCAGUCACUGAUUCAACGUCUCAAUGAUCAAGAGAAAUGGGACCCAACCAAGCAGUACUUCCUCGCCAAAUUCGCGCUCUGGGGUAUAAUAGAAGGUCUAAUCCAGCGAUGCCAAGAAGACGACUCGGAAGCAUGUCGUAACAUCGUGAUCAAUGCUUCAUGCCCAUCAGGCUGCAAGACAAAUAUGGGCCGCAAUUUUCCCUCAUUUGUUAAGCCUAUAUUGGCAUUACAACAUUUCAUCUGCGGUCGAACCGCUGAACAAGGCGCGCGCUCCCUUGUCGGUGCCACAGCACUGGGUUCUGAGAGCACUGGUAAACUCUGGAGAAACGACAAGAUUCAACCGCCCUCAGACUUUAUGCAAAAUUCCCGUGGUCGGGAGAUCCUGCAGGAUACUUGGAAGGAAACGCUGGAAAUCCUUCACCAACGUAAUUUAAUGUAAUUCCGAAGCUAGAAACUGUAAUGCAA
Molecule: messenger RNA, 1272 nt
Organism: Diaporthe batatas
Lineage: Eukaryota; Fungi; Ascomycota; Sordariomycetes; Diaporthales; Diaporthaceae
Exons: 3
Coding region: 233-1246 (337 amino acids)
Source: RefSeq, a predicted model, not a curated record